AUGCCAUGUCAGCGUGUGAAUGAAGAUCUUAAAAAGAAGGGCAGCUGGGAAAGGUUUUAUGAAGGAGGUGCCACUAAAGCAGGAUGUCAACAAGAAAUGGGACAAGGUGGACGUUUUUUGGAUGGAGAAGGUAGCACAGAAGCACAAGGGCUGUUUGCAUUAAAUACAGAACGGAGACUCUCCAAGAGCAUCAGCCUCCAUUCCAUGCGGCUACAGUCGGUUGUAGGUAAUCAGAUUACUCAUGGGUUACUGCCUGCAGCCUGCAGGAGAAUGCCAAGAGGUUCCUCAAACAAGACUCCUAGUACAUUCAGUCAUUAUUCUCCAAAGAGUGGCAGGACUUACGGGUACAUUCUAGCUCAGAUACAUGCUGCUCUAGCUCUAAUCUCCUAUAAAAACACCUGGAUCCAUAGUGACAACUGGUUGCCAGCAAUUUCUCUUAUAGUGACAUCCUCUCUAGGACUUUCAGCAUCCUUUAGUAUCAACGAGCGUUGGACUGAGUCACCUUUGUCCACCCAACUGCUGGGGUCCUCGCCCUCCUGCGAGGAGGGUGAAGCGCCCCCACCUGCUCCCGCUUCUGAGGGUACGUGGAGAAGUCCCCGGGUACACGGAGAAGUCCCCGGGUUCGCGGAGAAGUCCCCAGGUGCCAAGAAGUCCCCGGGUUCGCGGAGAAGUCCCCAGGUACAGCGGAGAAGACCCCAGGUACGCGAAGUCCCCGGGUUCGCGGAGAAGUCCCCAGGUGCCAAGAAGUCCCCGGGUUCGCGGAGAAGUGACCGGCUACACCUUCGCAGAUCCUGGACCCACCGACUUAGCUUCUUGGACUGUCCGGAGCUUGCCAGGAGCGCCCCAGCGCAGGCAGCAGCUUCCGAGAUACGCGCUAAGGCAUUUCAGAUGGACCACUCCUCACCUAGGGCUGGCGCUAGCACAGCCCCACGGAUGGGAGCAGCUGCUGCAUCUCCCGAGCCCAGGUGUCCUAUAUGCUUGGAUCGACUUCAUAACGUAUCGUACCCAAAUAACUGCUUGCAUAAGUACUGCUUUCGCUGUAUUCGGGAGUGGGCAAACACCAAAGCUGAGUGUCCAGUCUGUAAGCAGCCCUUUGAUUCUAUUUUCCAUUCUGUGAGGGCAGAUGAUGACUUCAAGGAGUACGUCCUAAGGGCUUCCUAUGAUGGUUCUGCUGUUCGGGGACGUCGCUCCCCUACAGCUGGGGCAAGGCCAGGAGACGCUUCUGUACCUAGUGGUACCGCCAACAGAGGAACAACUUCGCCAGACCCUGGCGUCCUAUUUGAAAUGUUGGGCACUUCCACAAGAGGUAGGGAUGUCGCAAUUCCUGAGUUGCUGAGUCUGUUUGUAGUAGCGAGGCCAAGUACUGUCCGUGAAAUAUCUUUGCUGACAGCUCAGGAACAAGAGACUAUUAAUUUUAGACGAGCUCUCUAUCGUGCUGGUGCUCGAGUUACAAGUGUUGAAGAUGGUGGCAGCUCUACGGAAAUGUCAGCUGAAUUUUCCCGUACAAAUCCAGCUUCCCUGCGCAGAUUAGAGCCCUGGGUAAGACGGGAACUUAUAGUUCUUUUAGGAGCUCGGGAACCCUCAGUGGAUAUCAUCCAGCUCAUCAUCAUGACUAAUGUUACUCGCUAUGCUUUGGAGAGCCAGGCAUUUGUGUCUGAUUUAAGGCCAUUUUUUCUUCAUCUAACCGAGCAUUUUGUACAUGAACUUAUCAGUUUUGCUCGAUCUCCUUUUUACAUGGCGGCAUACGACCAACACGCUCAUUAUGAUUACCCUGCGCCUUCACGGGAAGAAGGCAGCCCUUCUGAUUCUUCGGUCAUUAUCGUAUCUCCAGAUGAGUCUGAGACCCAAGAGCUAGACAUUGAUGUAACCACUGUUAGUCAGGCACCAUGGGAUGAUGAAACACCGGGACCAUCUUACACAAGUUCAGAGCAGGCACAUGUUGCUAUGUCUUCUCUUUUAAAUAAUUCCAGCAGUUCAUAUGAAGAACUGGUCACAGGGGGAGCCGUGUCUCAGAUACAAGGAGUACAAACCGAAGAGAGCUUAAAUAAUGACAGUGAUUCUUCAGAUGAUUGUGUCAUUGUUGGGUUUGUUAAACCACUAGCCGAGAGGACCCCAGAACUUGUUGAACUGUCUUCCGAUUCUGAGGAGUUAAGUACUCAGGAGGAAGGGGAGAUAGUGGCGACACAAGAACAAGACCAGCCUUGCAGUUCUGGUGCUAGCGAUCUUAUUAUAUGCUCAUCUCAGCUCCUUCUCCUUGGAAACAAUGAGCAAAUGAAUGAAGGUCAUCCUGAUUCAUCAAAGGAGGAAGAGGAACAACAUACGUCAUCAUCACCUGGAGACUUGAGCUCAUCUUUGAGCAGAGACAGAGUACAUUCUCCAUGUACCCCUAGACACCAGAAAAGGGGAAGAUCAAGAAGUGCAGGUUCAAGUUCCCAGAGUAGAAGUGAGUGUGAUGACCAUCCUAGAAAGCAUCCUGGGAAGAAAAGAAUGAAAAGGAAAACAUCCAGAAGCAGGAAAAGGAGCCCUAGAGGGAGAAGAGACAAAAAGAGAUCCAGAACUAGAGACAGCAGGUCGUCUAACAGCACCCAAACUUCAUCUCUAAGUAGUGAAAGCACAAGCGGAUCACCAUCUCAUAGUAGUGAUCACAGUAAGGGAAGGAGCAGAAGUGGAGAUCAUUACCAUUUAAGAAGUGAUUAUGAAAGCGGAGAUACCUGGGACAGGGCUGACUAUGGAUCAUAUCACAAGAGGAGGGCUCUGUGUAGAGCCCAUGGUUCCAGCCAAUCUUCAAGUCCAGAAUCUGGAAUUCAGUCCUUUUCUUUAAGAAAAAAUACCAGGGAGAAAACUAGUCCCAGCAAAAGAAAAUAUUACAACAGUGAAAGGUACAGAUCAGGGAGCCUGUCUCGUAACACGUCAAAGACUUCACGUACAGGGCCUGAGCAGGGGAAAACUGAAAAAGCUGGAGGGAAACGAAAAUACAAGGCACUGCAUUUGGAGAGAACUGAUGAAGAGGCUCAAGCAUCUAAUAAAUCUGCUUCUAUGGUAAAGCACACUGAUUACCAAACAUCUUCCCCAGAAUUGGAUGAAAACAACAAAAGUGAGAGUGACAGCUUUUCAGACAGCCUAUCAUCAGAGGCAGAGACAAAACGCAAGAGGAGGAAAAGGGCCUGGAGUCCGAGUGUAGAGAUAGUUUAUGAAGGAGAAGCUACUGACACAACCAUACAUCAGGAAAAGAAUAAGAAGAAACACCAGGGAGACAGUACUUCGCAGUCCCCAGUCGUAAUUACCAUCCACGACAGUGAUAGUGAUGAGGAUUCUGAAGUAAAACGUGAUGCAGAAUGGGACAAUAAUGGACCUGAAGACCCUCUAGAAGUUGAGUUUUAGGCUCCUUCCUCAGAACCAUUUGAAACUAAAGAUGGAGUUGCAAGAGAAGAUGAAUUUGGUGUCCUGGACAAGGAGUGUGAUAUUACCACACUUACUAACAACUUGAGUAAUGCCAGCAAAACUGUACAUAAUAUUCCACCCCCAGCAAGUUCAGUUGAACCAACUCUUGAUAUAAGAAAAGAGAGCACACCUGCCUCUGAUUUGGAGACCAGCCCAUCUAUCUGAACUCAGUCAUCAAGGCAAUUGCCAUCUCCAUGGACUUGAUUAAUGUCAGUGUCUCUUAGCAGACACUGA
Messenger RNA from Lemur catta (Ring-tailed lemur), 3675 nucleotides. RefSeq names its product E3 ubiquitin-protein ligase Topors-like. Gene Ontology annotation, biological process: protein polyubiquitination; protein monoubiquitination. Lineage: Eukaryota; Metazoa; Chordata; Mammalia; Primates; Lemuridae. The record is from RefSeq and is a predicted model, not a curated record. Gene Ontology annotation, molecular function: ubiquitin protein ligase activity; metal ion binding.